Trichoderma breve is the source of this 2778-nucleotide messenger RNA. Its product is annotated as rad4 beta-hairpin domain 3 domain-containing protein. Gene Ontology annotation, biological process: mismatch repair; nucleotide-excision repair. Gene Ontology annotation, cellular component: nucleotide-excision repair factor 2 complex; cytoplasm; XPC complex. Gene Ontology annotation, molecular function: damaged DNA binding; single-stranded DNA binding. The coding region runs from base 1 to 2778 and encodes 925 amino acids. The transcript has 4 exons. Lineage: Eukaryota; Fungi; Ascomycota; Sordariomycetes; Hypocreales; Hypocreaceae. The record is from RefSeq and is a predicted model, not a curated record.
AUGCCUCCAUAUGUGCCACGCAAAAGAUUGAGAGCCUCUGGGCCUGAAGAUACGGUCACAGCUGAUAAAGGCUCUAAUUCACUCCUGCAAGGCCUUGACGGAGCCAGUGAUAGCGACAGCCCACUCUCUUCGUUGUCCGACAGCGAUUUUGAAGAUGUUCCUCUUGCCAAGCGGCAGAAAACAGAGGAUGUCGGUGAGGAUGACGAAGACGAUGACGACAUUGAGUUUGAGGAUGUGGAAGCCCCUCCCCAGUUCACAUUUGAGCCAGAUGCUCCAGUACCGUCCGGCGAUCUGGAGUUGACGCUGAAUCGGGACACUCGAAUAUCUCUGACGAAUCAAUUCGGCGACAAAAAGGGUCCCUCAAAGCGAGAGCGGAUAGUCCGGAAUGCGACGCACUGCGUUCACAUAAUGUGUCUUCUGUGGCACAAUGCCGUUCGGAAUUCGUGGAUAUGUGAUGCUGAAGUUCAGGCAAUCAUGGUUUCUCAUAUCCCUCCCAGGCUCUGGGAUGAGGUAGAUCGCUGGAGACGAAACAGUGGCCUAGAUCCUCAGCCGCCACCCAAGAAGACGACUGCAACAAAGAAGAGAGGCGCGAAGCAAGAGUCUCGGGAUUGGGGUGGAUCGGCCAAGCGGCUGGAAGAGGGAGCUAUUGAUAUGAGCCACGGCGAUCCUUUGUUUCGAUUUAUGAAAUCGCUGGUCGCCUGGUGGAAACAACGAUUUCGGGUCUCGGCUCCUGGUCUCCGGAAAUGGGGCUACAUGUCGUUGGAGCGCCUCGAUAGACUCACAAAAGCAUACAAGGGCAACGAAUCAGAUUACGAAGCAUUUGGCGAGCGAUUAGAGGGCAUAGAGGAUUUCCGGCAGUGCGCCACCGACUGCAGAGGGAGCAGAGAUGUUGGAGCUCAACUGUUUACUGCACUACUUCGAGGCUUGGGUAUCGAUGCUCGGAUGGUUGCUAGCUUGCAACCACUAGGAUUUGGAUGGAACAAACUGGAGGACGCAGAUGCAGAAGAUGAAGAAAAUGAACAAGGCACUCCAAUGAAGACCACUAAUAAGAAGAAGACUACGGGAAAGAAGGCAGAGAGAGACACAGCUAAAAAAAAAGGGAAGGAGAAGGCAAGAGUCAACAAGACUCUUGCUCGGUCACGUUCUGCUCGUUCUAUUACACAAUCGGCCGCUCCCACCACUGAAGAUUCUGAAGACGAUUUGGAACUCGAAUUUAAGGAUACAGAUGACGAAUCCAUCGACAUGAAUCUUGCCACCGCAGUCAAGCCAUUGGAUAAAAAAUUCGACAAGGACUUGGAGUUCCCACAUUAUUGGACCGAGAUUCUAUCACCAGCCACUAAAAAAUAUCUUUCAGUCGACCCCAUUGUGAAGGGGACAAUCGCUGUCAACCGGGAUCUCGUUGAAACAUUUGAGCCUCGCGGUGCCAAAGCUGACAGAGCUAGACAAGUCAUAGCCUAUGUCGUAGGCUAUUCACGAGACGGAACCGCCAAAGAUGUCACGAUCCCGGUCUAUGACCGCCAUGGCAAGGUUAAGCGCUACGAAAUGCUUGAUUGGUUCAAGUCCGCCAUGUCUGGGUACAGGCGAGGAGGCAAGAACCAUCCUUUGACAGAAGUUGACCAACAAGAAGACGUUACGGACCUCAAGCCAGCAAAGGCUGAGAAGAAAGAAGUCAAGGAAGGCGAAGAGACGCUACAGUACUACAAGCAAUCCAAGGAAUUUGCUUUGGAGAGGCACCUGAAACGCGAGGAAGCGCUGAGACCUGGCGCCGAACCAGUCAAGGUUUUCAAGAACAAAGGAAAGGGUGGCAAAGUGGACGAAGAAGACGUAUACCUCCGAUCCGAUGUCGUCCUUGUCAAAAGCGCAGAAACCUGGCACAAGCAAGGCCGAGCUCCAAUUGCUGGCGAAGAGCCCCUGAAGAGAGUUCCAUACCGGGCUGCCACUCUCAAUCGGAAGAGGGAGAUUUUGGAAACAGAGGCCAUGACCGGGCAAAAGGUACUCCAAGGAUUAUACAGCUUUGACCAGACUGAUUGGAUUAUACCGCCGCCCAUCAAGGACGGCAUCAUUCCCAAAAACGAAUACGGGAAUAUCGAUCUAUUUGCGGAACACAUGUGCCCAAAAGGCGCAGUACACGUACCCUUUAGAGGUGUAGUCAAAGUCUGCAAGAGACUCGGAAUCGACUACGCAGAGGCCGUGGUGGACUUUGAGUUUGGCCACCGGAUGGCUGUCCCCGUCAUCCAGGGAGUCGUUAUCGCGAAAGAGCAUCACGAUAGAGUGAUGGUAGAGCUAGAGAAAGACGAAGCGGAGCGUGUGAGAAAAGAAGAUGAGAAGCGGCGCAAGGCAGCACUGGGUAAGUGGCGCAAGUUUCUUAUGGGCAUGCGCAUCGUGGAGAGGAUUCGGCAAGAAUAUGGCGAGAUCGACGAGAGUGUUUCAGUCUUUAGUCACUCCCGUGGGGGGGUCCAGGCCAGCGAGGCGGCCAAGGUUCAUGACGAAGAAAUGGCUGGAGGAUUUCUGCCUGAAGGUUACGAAGAAGACGGUGAAGACCACCGGGCGCAUGAGACAUCGAGCUUUUUCCCCGCUCUCGAGGAAGACGACCAGGGCGGUGAUGGAGACCUUAUCAUGGAAGAUGGACGCGAUGAGAGUGAGGCGGAAGCGAAUGCUCCAGACGCGGAAACUCAAUCAGAGACUGCGGCACCAAGAGCUCGUAAGCCACGAGCAACACGGCGAAGGCAGCAAGCCAUUGAUAGCGAGGACGACGAGGAAGAUGAAGAUGGCGACUAG